Paraphaeosphaeria sporulosa is the source of this 3861-nucleotide messenger RNA. Its product is annotated as linear gramicidin synthetase subunit C. The record is from RefSeq and is a predicted model, not a curated record. Gene Ontology annotation, molecular function: phosphopantetheine binding. The transcript has a single exon. NCBI's taxonomy places the organism in Eukaryota, Fungi, Ascomycota, Dothideomycetes, Pleosporales, Didymosphaeriaceae. Bases 1 to 3861 code for a protein of 1286 amino acids.
AUGCCCAUCAUCGACACGACAAAAGACCUCUCAGCGCUUUUCACCCAACAAGCACGAGCGACCCCAGAUGCUGUCGCUUUAGAAGACGACAAGCACAGCUACACGUAUGCUGAGCUCCACGAGAAGGUUGCAGCUUUAGCCGACCGCCUCCGAGCCCAUGGCGUCGGUCGCGAUGGCCUUGUCGGCGUACUGCUACCCCGGUCCGCUGACUAUGUAAUCGCUUGUCUGGCUGCAUUGCGCGCCGGCGGUGCUUUUCUGGUCCUUGAGCUUGCUUAUCCUCCGGAUCUGCUGGCCGAUGUCAUUGACGAUGCACGCCCAGUUGUUGUCGUGACGGUGCGUGCCGAAGUCGACAAGAUCAAGCAAGGGGUCCCCCUCAUCACCCUCGACGAAGAAGCCUCCAACAGCAAUGGCCAUGUACAGGAGAGCGAACUUGCUCAGCUGCCCGCAGAGACCGACCUUGAUAAGCUAAGCUUUGUUGCUUACUCGAGUGGGACUACUGGCAAGCCCAAAGGCAUUGCAAACCCUCACAGAGCGGCUGUCCUCUCAUAUGACCUUCGCUUCGGCCUAUCUGACUUGCAACAAGGAGAUCGUGUUGCUUGCAAUGUCUUCUUUGUUUGGGAGAUUAUUCGGCCGCUCCUCCGCGGCGCGACUGUCGUUGCUGUUCCCGAUGAGGCGAGCUAUGAUCCACGCAUGCUUGUCGAUUUGCUGUCUUCGAAAAAGAUCACAGAAACUCUGUUCACACCGACCUUAUUUGCAGCUAUACUUUCCCGACAUCCUAACUUGGGCAACCGACUGCCUAACCUGAAAACCAUAUGGUUGAACGGCGAAGUGGUGACCACAGAUCUUGCCCGCCGUGGUCUCAAGAUCUUACCAAACGCUCGCCUGCUCAACGUUUACAGCGCUUGUGAGACUCAUGAGGUCGCCUGCGGUGAUAUACGAGAGAUGCUUGAGAAAAUCGAUCCGAAAGCCCUCUACUGCCCAGUCGGUCCUCCCUUGAUCGACAAGAAGUACAUUUACAUUCUUAAUGAAAGUGGUCACAGGGUUGAAGAUGGCACUAAUGGCGAGCUUUUCGUUGGCGGCCAUCUCCUGGCUCGAGGCUACCUCAAUCUUCCCGAGACGACGGAGAAAGCAUUCACCCCGAAUCCCUUCAGUGCCAAGUCUGGUGCUCGAAUGUACAGAACCGGUGACAAGGCACGUCUGCUUCCAUCUGGGCUGCUCGAGAUCACUGGACGAGUUGGGGCUAUGAUCAAGCUCCGCGGCUACUCUGUGGUUCCUGGAAAAGUCGAAAAUGACAUCGUUCAAUAUCUCUCUGUCAGCCGCUGUGCGGUUGUAGCUCACGGCGAGGGUAUUGACAAACAAUUGGUUGCGUACUUUGUCCGUGACAAAGACGCUUCUUCUCCUGAGCGACCCAACAUUGAAAUCGAUAGCGAUGCGCGUAGCAUGAGCGCGAGGCAGGUACUCAAGCCUUAUCUGGCGCACUACAUGAUCCCUCACCUAUGGGUUGAAAUGGACGAUUUGCCUACGCACGAAGUAUCCGGGAAAGUCGACCUCAAAGCACUGCCGCCCCCGAACACAAGGACAAAGUCGCCAACUGGAAAGCGAGCUGCAUACGAGCAGGAUCCCAUUGACAUUGGGCAAAUUACUUCUGUGUGGGCAUCCAUUCUUGGUAUUCAGCCAAGCUCCAUCACUCCCGAGUAUAACUUCUUCGACCUGGGUGGUCAUUCUCUGUUACUCGCCGACCUUGCUGCCCGGCUUUCGAAUAGAUUCGGAUUGAAGAUUCCUGUAGCUAGACUUGCUGAUCCAGCCACCCUCAACGGCCAUCUGGACACAGUGCGCGCUGUCCGCGAUGGACAGACCGCUGCGGUUCAAGCCGACCUUCCUGCGGUCCUGCGGGCUGACUCCGUGCUCGACAAGGAAAUCCAACCUACUAAUACCAAGAUGAACGCGCUGAAGGAUGCAAAGACUGUUCUUCUUACCGGCGUGACCGGCUUCUUGGGUGCUUUCCUGUUGCGCGAUCUUCUCGACAGCACUUCUGCGAAGAUCAUAUGUCUUGUGCGUUUUAGCGAUGCAUCACAGGACGAAAUUCCUGCUGGUAUCGCAAGAAUCAGGCGAAAUUUGCUCGACUUCGGCCUGUGGAGCGAUCUUAUCAUGGAACGCGUGGAAAUUCUUCCCGGAAAUCUGUCCCGGAGACGCUUUGGUCUGCCACCUGAUGCGUUUGCAGAGAUCGCUAAACGCGUGGACGUCAUCGUUCAUGCCGCCGCUACCGUCAACUUGGUUUAUCCCUACGCUGCACUGCGACUGCCCAACGUCAUCGGCACGAAGGAAAUCCUGCGUUUGGCUUGCCAAGGCGGGGCUACUGUCCAGUAUGUUUCCACCAACGGAGUGUUGCCUCCUGCAUCCGGAGAAGCGGGCUGGCCGGAGGAUGCAAUGCUGCCAGUUGAAGAUGUCCCAGAGAAGCUCGCAGACGGAUAUGGCCAGACCAAAUGGGUCGCUGAACAACUGGUCCUAGAAGCGAGCCGACGUGGUCUACCAGUGAAGGUCCACCGUUGCGGUACGAUUAGCGGCCACAGUCAAUCCGGAUCAUCGAAUGCCUGGGAUCUUUUAACAGCACUUUUGGUGGAAUCUGUUCGUAUCGGUCACUAUCCUGAUGUCAAAGGCUGGCGAGCUGAGAUGACUCCGGUCGAUUUUGUCAGUAAAGCAAUCGUUCAUCUUGGAAACCAGUUAGAUGCGGACCAAGUUAUCUUCCAUCUUGGAGACCCAACACCUGUCGACACCAGCGCAGUUUUCGAGAACUUGAACAACCUCGGUUACCCUACGCAGCCACUCGAGUUCGACAAGUGGGUUGAGCUAUGGGACGACAAGCGAGGCUCUGCUAAGGGCGGAGACGGUGCAUUCACCAUCGAUAUCCUGCGCAGUGGUAUGCCCAGUGUCGAGUUCCUCCGCGACAUCGUUGUACUUGACAACGCAAAGACGAGGCCAUUCCGCGCUGCUGUAGAGCGGCCCAAGGUAGACGAGACCCUACUCGAGACCUAUACCCGUCAUUGGUACGCCCGCGGAUGGCUCCCUAAGCCGCCGGCUACUUCAAACGCAACCGGCGGCACCGGCCAGCUCCCUAAGAGGGGUCCGCUUUACAACAAAGUGGCUGUUGUCAUGGGUGCUUCGUCAGGAAUUGGUGCCGCAACUGCUACAGCUCUGGCCCGCGAGGGGUGCCACGUCGCGCUCGCUGCACGUCGUAUCGACGCUCUUGAGGACCUGAAGAAGCGCAUCGUUGUGCGUGAAGGAAAAGUCUUUUGCCAGAAGACAGAUGUCACCGACAGAGAGCAGGUGCAGGCGCUCAUUGCUGCAACUGAGAAGAAGCUAGGCCCAAUCGACAUUUUCAUUUCCGUAUCGGGCGUCAUGUACUUCACUAUGAUGAAGAAUGUGCAGACUGAAGAGUGGGACCGUACCGUUGAUGUCAAUUGCAAGGGUCUCCUCAACUGCAUCUCAUCGACGGUUCCUUCUAUGCUUUCUCGUGGCAAGGGCCACUUUGUUGCGAUCUCGUCAGAUGCAGGACGCAAGGUCUUCCCUGGUCUCGGUGUCUACUCUGCCAGCAAGUUCUUUGUUGAGGCUACCCUCCAGGCUCUGCGAGUUGAAACAGCAGGCACUGGUCUCCGAGUUUCGAGUCUCCAGCCUGGUAACGUAGCAACGGAUUUGCUUGGCAUGUCGACUGAUGCUGAGGCACUGAAGAAGUUCGGCGAGCCGACAGGGGCCAAGGUGCUCGACCCCGAGGAUGUGGCGAACGCCAUUGUCUACGCUCUCAAGCAGCCAGAUCACGUUGCCAUGAAUGAAAUCCUCAUCGAGCCGCGCGACGAGCCGAUUUAG